Molecule: messenger RNA, 991 nt
Organism: Mauremys reevesii (Reeves's turtle)
Lineage: Eukaryota; Metazoa; Chordata; Testudines; Geoemydidae
Product: histone H2A type 2-C
Exons: 1
Coding region: 28-417 (129 amino acids)
Cellular component (GO): nucleosome
Molecular function (GO): structural constituent of chromatin; DNA binding; protein heterodimerization activity
Source: RefSeq, a predicted model, not a curated record
ACAGUGUUAGGUAGAACGUGAAUUGCAAUGUCAGGCCGGGGAAAGCAGGGAGGCAAAGCGAGGGCUAAGGCAAAGUCUCGCUCCUCGCGGGCUGGGCUGCAGUUCCCGGUGGGGCGUGUGCACCGGCUGCUCCGCAAAGGUAAUUACGCUGAGCGGGUCGGGGCUGGAGCUCCGGUCUAUAUGGCCGCGGUGCUGGAGUAUCUGACUGCUGAGAUUCUGGAACUGGCUGGCAAUGCUGCUCGGGACAACAAGAAAACCAGGAUCAUCCCCCGUCACCUGCAGCUCGCCAUCCGUAACGACGAGGAGCUCAACAAGCUCCUGGGGAAAGUGACGAUCGCUCAGGGGGGUGUCCUGCCCAACAUCCAGGCCGUGCUGCUACCCAAGAAAACGGAGAGCCACAAGGCCAAGAGCAAGUAAAGCCGACUGAGGAAUAAACACUUCAACUUUAAAACUAACCUAACGGCUCUUUUCAGAGCCACCCACAAAGUCAAAAAAGGGUUUGAUUAUCUCCAAAAGUUCCGGUAGGAAUCGUGUAUACGCCAAACAGUGAAAUCCCCCUCUUAUAAAAAUCAACGUAACAAAAAUCAAUCAAACAAACAAAAAUAACUGACAUCAGCGGGAACAGGAUUUCCUCAUUUUUCCUAGCGCUGGAUUAAAUUGGGCAAAAUGUAUAAAUUACAUUCCGUUCACACACGCACUUAAACGUAUCUUACUGCGAGUGGGAUAACUGUCUGAAGAUGACAUGGGAAAUUUGAGAUUUAAUACGUAAUGAUCAUUUCCCCACUACAUAACUUGCAAUAGGAAGUCAGUAUUUACAGUUCUCAAGCCUCUCAUCCAACCUUCUCCUUUACAGGUUAUUUGUUGUCAGAUGUCCGAGAAUAGAGGUCUCCGAAUGGGUAACGAAUGUUUGGCAGUGUAUUGGAAAAUCCCGGGCACGUAGUUUUGUACUGAACGAGUAGUCAAAACCACCCCGCAUUCCUCCGACCGAGCA